GGGCAGCCCGGGGGCGUUAUUAUGGGAUGGAAGGGUUGCUACGGGCCAUCCCCAGCGACAAUCAGGCGGUGUCAGAGGCUGGCCCCCGCCCAUUGGUUACUGCUGGGGUACCAUCGAGUUUUCAACUGGCUAGAGUGGCGAUUCUGAACUCUGUGGUUCCAAGUGUGGCUGGAGAGUCCCUGCGAGGGCGCCAGGGCUGUCAGCACUCAUAGAGCGGAUGUAGCCGAGAGAGACCCUGUACUCUAUGGUUAAAAGUGUGGAUGGAUCGCCACUGGGAGGGCUGUCGGGCAUUAUAGAGCGCCGCCUACUCUCGAUGGUUAUAUGGGGCGCGAAGAGGCGCGCGGCCUAGCGUGGCCUGGAAGAGGAAGUGAUCAAGCACCAGCCAGUAUGUCGUCCACCUCCCAGAAGCACCGGGACUUUGUGGCUGAGCCCAUGGGGGAGAAGCCCGUGGGAACUCUGGCCGGAAUUGGGGAUGUUCUUGGAAAGAAGCUGGCGGAUAAAGGCUUUGACAAGGCAUAUGUGGUACUUGGACAAUUCCUGGUUCUGAAGAAAGAUGAAGAACUCUUCCGGGAAUGGCUGAAAGACACGUGUGGAGCCAACGCCAAGCAAUCCAGAGACUGUUCUGGCUGCCUGCGGGAGUGGUGCGACGCCUUCUUGUGAAUGUUGGCUAUUGUUGCCUCCGCACCAGCAGUCACUAUUAUGGCUUUCAUAGUUAGCAGGGAAAAAAAAAUCUUCCCAACCCUUCCACUUUGUACCCAAAUCAAAGGGCAGAAUGGAAUUAAUAAUUUAUGGAAACCCUGUGGCAUUUAGAAUGUCUAUUUACAUGGCUCUCAUCUCUAGCCAGAAAGAAAAUAAUUGUCCCUGGAACCUGCUGUUAGUGUAACUAACCAGAUUUCUUCUGGGGAAAGAGAGGGUAAUGUUCUAUUCUACACCUUUGUUAGAUCUUUGUUUUGAAUUUUAUAGAUACAGGGUUCCUCACUGUUUCAGACCAGCUAACUCCUAAAGCCUUAAUAAUCCACGUGCUUGUAAAGGGGAGCGUUUUCAUUGUCUUAAUUCGAACUCUUAUUGAUAUGCGGCUUGCUCACUGUUAGUUUAAAAAAAAGUUGUGGUUUUAAGCUUAUUCUGGCUUAUUUCUGGAGCAGUUAUUUGAGGACCCUCCAGAUUGUUUUAUGCCACUUGGCUUUCUUUGGAAAAGUAACAGUGGAAGAAAACAUUGUAACAUUUUUUUAAAACAAUAAAAAUCAGCUGUGUUAAUAUUC
Molecule: messenger RNA, 1259 nt
Organism: Caretta caretta (loggerhead turtle)
Lineage: Eukaryota; Metazoa; Chordata; Testudines; Cheloniidae
Gene: BANF1
Product: barrier to autointegration nuclear assembly factor 1
Biological process (GO): chromosome organization
Cellular component (GO): condensed chromosome; nucleus
Molecular function (GO): DNA binding
Source: RefSeq, a predicted model, not a curated record